AUGUUUCGAUUUUGUAUACCUGGUCGUCGUGAAAAAUUUCGGAAUAAUUGGAUUCCAGGACUUGCGGAAAUCGGUUCCGGCUAUGAUUACAUUAAUGGGAAGUAUGCUUCAAGCGAAUCAUGCACUGAAAACCUUUUUGAUUGGAGCGAAGAACCUGUGCAAGAAAUCGAACUACAUGGCAAAACUCAUUGCUAUCCAAAAGGAGUAAUUGAGUGCUAUCCUGAACGUGCAGUCAACUAUAAUGUAGUGGCCGGUGAAACCUUGGAAGAAUAUCAGAAAUCACUCUCUGUUACUGUUGCUGUAGAAGGAGGAUUUGCUGGAUUUUCUGCUUCUGUAAAAACGGAGUAUGGGGAUUUUGCGAACUAUAACAAAUUUUACUGCUUCAGCCGAGUCCAAUAUGAAUACAACGCCUACCUUCUUCACUUAACCUCAAAUAUAGUCCAAUUGAGAAAGCUCUUGAAACCCGGGAUUAGAGAUGAAAUUGACGAUCCAAAUUGUCACCCAGCAGUUAUCUUCAAGAAAUACGGAACUCAUUUUGUACACAGUUUGCGCAUGGGAGGUCGUGUUGUUCUUUCAGCGUCAACUAAUAAAUUGAAAUACAAUGCAAAGAAUGAUUUGAGAAGAAUGGCAGAGUUAGCUUUUAGGUCAUUUGUUUCUGGUUCUGGCUCGGAUGAUAAGCAUGAAGAGAUCAAAUCCUUUGCGGAGAAUAGUGAAUUCAAGAUGCAAGCGCGUGGUGGUGAUGUAGAAGCUCUCGGAGAUGACUUCAAAAAUAUGCAUAUUGCGGCAUGGGCUGCCACGGUUUUGGGUGAACCUGUUUUUGUGGCAUUUGAUAAUCCAUACAGUCUAACGUUCAUCGGCGACCUAGCUUGCACCGAAAAGCGUCAAAAUGAAUUUGCAAUGGCCUGGCCGUUUUUUGCACAAAGCCAGAAAAUGAUGUUUCCGUCUUUUGAUCCACCCUAUUUGGAAUACGCUCGAAUUCGCGUUGAAUAUUCAGCUGGAGAUCCUCCAGCGUUUUAUAAACCUAUAUUAUUAGAGGGCAGUAAAUGGAAAUGGUUAGCCCAAACCUUAGAUUAUCGUGGUUUUGGUAUCGUUGUUAGAGAGAAACCUUUCGCAGAAGGUCUUUUGCGUGAAGUAACUCAUGCAAAAAAAUUCGGACAUGAGCACUACGGUCGCGGUGGUAAUAUGUGGUUUUGGAAUCCUUUAACUGACGAUCCCGAUAAUUUCGUCGCACUUGGAGCCUUUGUGUGGACUGUUAACGAAGGUUUUGAUAAAGGCCUUGCCAAAAACAAGGAAUUAGUGGGUGUUCACAAAAGUCUUUGCAUUUCAGGUGAACUUGGUACUCCUGUGGAUAGUUGUUUUUUGAAUAUUGCUUAUAAUAAUGACGCCAUCAAUAUUGGCGCAUUUAUGCCCGACAAUUCUGAUGGUCGUGAUCCGAUAUUUCCUAUUUGGCUCUUGCGAAAAGAUAUGGCAGAGCUAGUUGAAUACGUAAAUUAA
Messenger RNA from Ambispora gerdemannii, 1494 nucleotides. NCBI's taxonomy places the organism in Eukaryota, Fungi, Glomeromycota, Glomeromycetes, Archaeosporales, Ambisporaceae. The record is from the annotation of a GenBank genome assembly.